GAAUCCAGCCUGGAUCUGAUCUGGCUGCAACAUGAACAGUAAUUUAAAUUAAUUAAUAAACCCACAAAACUUUGCCCUGUCUCCUGAAAAUGUAUCAGGUAAAGGCAUCUUAACAUUUGAGGUUGUGCCCUCACUGGGAUUUCUUGCUACGGAAGCUGUGUCUGUAUAGCGUUCCCCUGUAGCUACAUAAUCGGAUUCUGCAGUUCCUGUAGGACUUGGGCAAAUGCAGAGACCUGCUGUGAAGGGCUGCUCUGGUCCUACGGAAUCCAUAUUUGGAGCCUGAGCAAACUGUUACAGUUACCCCUGUGGACCCAAUGGCAGGGAGCGCUGCGGGGAAGAGCUAUGCCGGACUGAUCCGGAACCAUGCACCACUGCAGGGCAUGUGGGCAGAUCUUUUGUGGAAAGUGCUCAUCCAAGUACUCCACCAUUCCCAAGUUUGGAAUUGAAAAAGAAGUGCGCGUGUGUGAACCCUGUUAUGAGCAGCUGAACAAAAAGGGUGAAGGUAAAUCUGCCUCUGGUCCAGAACUGCCACCUGAGUACUUGACUAGCCCUCUUUCCCAGCAGUCGCAGAUUCCACCUAAGAGAGAUGAAGCUGCUAUGCAGGAAGAGGAGGAGCUACAGCCAGCCAUUGCCUUAUCACAGUCUGAAGCAGAAGAGAAGGACAGGAUGAUAAGUGUCAGCAUGCUUGGUUUGAGAUUAGAGUCAGAACUAGGGAUAGGCAGCAAAGGUGCUAGAAGGCAAACGCCAACAUACAGCAUGUACCCAAAAGCAGAUCCCACCCCUCUGACCUCUUCUGCUCCUCCUACACUUUAUUCUGCUGCUGUGCAGCAGUACCAGAAUGGAGAAUCAGAGGAGAAUCACCAGCAGUUCCUGAAAGCUUUGCAGAAUGCAGUCACCACAUUUUUGAACCGUAUGAAAAGCAACCACAUGCGGAGGAGGAGCAUCACUAAUGAUUCUGCUGUAUUAUCCCUCUUCCAGUCCAUCAACAAAAUGCACCCUCAGUUGCUAGAGAUGCUCAAUCAGUUGGAUGAAAGGCGAUUGUACUACGAGGGCCUGCAAGAUAAACUUGCACAGAUACGGGAUGCACGGGGAGCACUGAAUGCUCUUCGUGAUGAGCACAGGGAAAACCUUCGGCGUGUAGCAGAGGAGGCUGAGAGGCAACGGCAAAUUCAGUUGGCACAAAAACUGGAGAUUAUGAGACAGAAAAAACAGGAAUACCUUGAGAUGCAAAGCCAGCUGGCAAUCCAACGAUUGCAGGAGCAGGAAAAGGAGAGGCAGUUGCGACUGGAGCAGCAGAAACAGACAAUUCAGAUGAGAGCCCAGAUGCCUGCAUUCUCCCUCCCAUAUGCACAGUUACAGUCACUACCUGCAACAGGGGGAAUUAUGUACCCGCCCUCUGGACCCCCUGCUUAUCAAGGUACAUUCAGCCCAUCUGGCUCUGUGGAGAGUUCCCCAAUGCAUGGUGUGUAUAUGAAUCAAUCAGGACAGCCAACCACAGCUCCAUAUCCUGCCAUGCAGGUCCAAGUCACAGAUCCUAACAAGGUGAAUGCGUAUAUGUACCCAGCAGGAUCUGCUCCCACAGCUCAGCAGGGUCAGGCUGUAUCAACCACCAACCCAGCAUACACACCGUAUCAACCGACAACUACUCAAGCCUACCAGCUCAGCGAGUUUUUUAGAAAGCCACGAGGGCCUGGCGUCCCCUGUACAAACAAAGAUGGUGGAAGGAGUGAAAGACCGCGAGACCGUGGCGCAACAGGGACCCGCAAGCACCAGCGGGAAACCAAUACCCAGAAUGCAAGGCGGACCGGGAGCCACCAGCGCCAAUAUGGAUGCGCAGUAUCAGGAGGACCGGAGAUACCGCCAAACGGAGAUGCCUUACCCGGAGGAUCGGGGAUAUCGGCAACCGGAAAAGCGCACAGUCUGGAAUCAGCGGUACAAGGGGGACAGACCAGUAAGUGGCGAAAGCAAUUACGGAGAACCGCGAAGAUCAAUGCGGCAACCCAAACCGAAUGCGAUACGAUGCCAGUUGCAGGUGGACCGCAACAUCCUGCACAGCAGCCAGCAGCACAUGGACAGCAGGGAACAGGAGGGAGUGAAGCACAACUUAUUUCAUUUGACUAAUAAAGAGCUCUUUUCAAUUAACCUAAACAUGAUAAACCAUCUAUAUUUCUCUGCAAGCAUUCUCUGGCCCCAGUGUGUGAAGCAUGCACCUUUCGCCAUAUUGCUUAUAAAAAAAAAAAAACUACGUUAAUGUAAAUUUCCUAUUUUAGCUUUACUUGAUCUCUGUCCACCUUAUUUUUUUUCUUUUGACUUAUACCCAGAUAUUAUGCUGCUUUAUGCAUUGACCAAAAUCGGGCUAAUAAGGAACAUGUACAUAUAUAUGAAAUCCUUUAUGUGCUAUAUGGGAUAUAUUGAUAAACUGAGUUACCAUGGACAAUUACAGAAAGGUCAUUUGUCAAAGCUUUUGGGAAACACCAUCAAAAUAUUCUCCUCCACAAAAUAUAAAAAUGGCAUCAUAAUUAAACAAUAAUUGUGUUAAGGCUAUACAUUCAUUACUGUUGGCUUACAUGAUAAAUAGACCCAUGAUUAGGAAAGACAGAUGUGCAAAUGUUAGGCAAACACAGGUUAGUUAUAUUGGGUAUUCACUCUGUGAUCCACUAAACAUUUGCUACAUAGUGGCAGUUGUUUCUUUUGGAAUAGCAAGAGCCUAAAAUGUUGUGGUUUCAGUGUUCAGCUCUGAUAGGACUGUUAGACUGUCAGUUUUUGCUUAGGUUGGUAGCAUAUAAGGAAAAGAAAACUCACAAGUCCAUGCUGUGGCUACUCUGUCAUUGUGUCCAUUCCUAAUUGUGUGCUGGUUCCCUCUUACUGGUCUCUAAUCCAGUGGACAUCAUAUGUAGGGGGUUUAGCGGGCGAGAGAGCCAUUCCACACUUAUAGGAUAAAAAUCAAUGUCCAGCUUUAUUAGAAAAAUUAAAACAACAAACAGGCAUCCUUAGCAGAUGUACUCCUACCCUACAAAAAUGAGAACAAAAGACUUAAUGGAUCUAAUAUAUACUUUAUUACUAAAUACAGCAACCAAGCCGACCAAAUAAGGAGAAUUAUAGACAAAAGACUGGAUGUAUUGAAUGUAGAUCCCUUGUUAGAUAGAGGAGUUUUUGGAGGUUUGAAGUAUGUAUUUAAAAAGAGCAGGACCAAUUCGAAUGACUUGUCACCUAGUCUAUAUCAACCUAAAAAUAGACAAAUGGAAACAAAUAAAAAUUGGUUAGUGAAACAAGGAUCGUUUAAAUGUGGAAAAAAUAGAUGUAAAGUGUGUAAACACAUACUAGUCCAAAAUUUCUUUAAGAGCACAACAUCAGGGGAGAUGUAUCCCAUAAAAAGUUAUAUAAACUGCGAUUCAAGGGGACUUAUUUACCUAGCGACCUGUAGUUGUGGUGCUCGAUAUGUGGGCAGAACGUACAGGUCACUGAAAGAGAGGGCAAGGGAACAUUUAAUACCCAUUGAUUUGGACAAAAUAGAAGAAACAAAUUUUUCAAAUAAACACACAUCUGCUAUUGGUAAACAUAUCAUGUGCAGACAUGGGGGUGAUUUUUCACAUAUCAAAUUUCAGGGCAUAGAACAUGUCAAAUUGGGACCACGUGGAGGCAAUAUUAAGAAAAUAAUUGAUCAAAGGGAAAUCUUUUGGAUUUUCACUUUAAAGACUAGGCAUCCGCAUGGUCUCAAUAAUGACUGGGAAGUAACAUGCUUUUUUCAGCCAUGAUGUAUGUAUAACAACCCAGAAAUGUGCAUAUGUAAUGAUUUAUGAGUGAAUAACAUCGCUGUUAAGGAAGUGUAAAAUGAAUAUGUUGUUUGUAUUACAUUAUGACAAUAUUUGUUGUGACCUAUAUGACUUGUAACAAACAAAACAUAUAUAUUUUUUGUUUGCUUUGUUUUAUAUCUGAGAUUUUUUUAAUGAACACAGGUAUAUAAGGCACAGGAUAUCCUGUGACCUCACCUCUGAUGAAGUGCCAAAUGGGGGCAUGAAACGCGUCAGGUGAUCUAACAUGUCAUAGGGUAGGAGUACAUCUGCUAAGGAUGCCUGUUUGUUGUUUUAAUUUUUCUAAUAAAGCUGGACAUUGAUUUUUAUCCUAUAAGUGUGGAAUGGCUCUCUCGCCCGCUAAACCCCCUACAUAUGGUAGCAUAUAAGGGUCUUGUAUCUCUGUAGUAUCCCUGAAUUUCAAUGCCAUCGCCACUGUUCCAUCAUGAAGCAGCUUUUUGUGCUUUUAAUAUAUAUCAGAUUGACUGCACUAUGUUCCCAUGUGUUUGUAUGAGUGGCUCCCAGGCUUCUCUCUCUAAUUUUUACCUCCUUCAUUUAGUGACUUCUAAAAGAUUAAUAUCACUAUAAUAAAUAUGUAUCAAACUCU
This is a messenger RNA of Xenopus laevis (African clawed frog), 4398 nucleotides long. It is a transcript of the gene hgs.S, whose product is annotated as hepatocyte growth factor-regulated tyrosine kinase substrate-like. The transcript is spliced from 12 exons. The record is from RefSeq and is a predicted model, not a curated record. Bases 364 to 2121 code for a protein of 585 amino acids. Lineage: Eukaryota; Metazoa; Chordata; Amphibia; Anura; Pipidae.